Molecule: messenger RNA, 1390 nt
Organism: Balaenoptera musculus (blue whale)
Lineage: Eukaryota; Metazoa; Chordata; Mammalia; Artiodactyla; Balaenopteridae
Gene: ZC2HC1B
Product: zinc finger C2HC-type containing 1B
Source: RefSeq, a predicted model, not a curated record
UGUGUCCAUGACUAAUAUGUUGUUAUCUGGACUGUUCUGAAGAAAAAAAAUCUGUGGAUACUGUUGGUCUGAGUUGGGUACAGAAUGGCUGAGGCAGAACCAUUCUUAGCAGAUGGCAAUCAGGAAUUAUUUCCCUGUGAAGUCUGUGGAAGACGCUUUGCAGCAGAUGUUCUGGAAAGGCAUGGACCAAUAUGUAGAAAACUGUUCAACAAAAAGCGUAAAGCUUUUUCAUCCUUAAAACAAAGAUUACAGGGCACUGACAUUCCCACUGUGUGGAAGGCUCCUCAAUCCAAGCCUCAACCCAUGAGAAAAUCUAACUGGAGACGACAACAUGAAGACUUCAUUAAUGCGAUUCGAUCAGCAAAGCAGUGUACACUAGCCAUUAAAGAAGGCCGGCCUCUCCCACCUCCACCCCCUCCGUCCAUCAGCCUAGAUUAUAUUCAAUGUCCAUAUUGUAUGAGGAGAUUUAAUGAAACCGCCGCUGAUCGACACAUUAAUUUCUGCAAGGAUCAAUCUUCUCGCCGAGUCUUUGAUCCAGCCCAGGCAGCAGCCAAAUUGGCAUCCAGGGUACAGGGUAGGGUUCAGAUGAGUCCAGAAAAAGGAACAACUGUAACCAGUGCCGUGGGAGCUCUGCUGCAGAACAGGGCCCAGGAGGCCAGUGUGGUCCCAACCAGGCCAGGAUUAGCAGUGGACCCUGCUUCUGGAGCAAAAUUCAGGCAAGGAUUUACUAAAUCUUCUAAAAAAAAGAUUAACUCCUAGAGGCCAGGUAAGAAAAAAAAAAAAAAAAUUUACCUCUAAUCCAGGUGUUGCCGAUCAUCCAAUGGGCAAGACAGUUAAUGAGCCUUUAAGAGAAUGAAUCCAUAGCAGGCCAAUCAAAGAGGAAUUUGGACAAAUCCUGAUUUGGGUUACUAAAAUGUAUGUUCUUGAAAUUUACUCUUCUGUUAAACAUAUAGUUUGAAAUGACAUUCAGUUUUUGUUUCUUGGAUUUAACAGGAAAGGGGAAUGAUUCUUCAUUUUGUUUCUUGGAUUUAACAGGAAAGGGGAAUGAUUUUUCAUUUUGACCUGGAAGGUUACUGCCCUGUCCCUUUUUCCAAACAAGGACAGUUCCCUGAGAUUGACACUGAAUAGGACUGCUAUGAAGUUGGAGACUUUUUGAUAUGUGAAUUGUUAAAACAAUUGAAAAUUUAAAGAGGCCUAUAUUACUUAACAUUCUCAAUGUGGAAACAACGGAGUUCUAAAGUAAGUGCCUUUUCUUUCUGCUUCCGGACUGGCUCCCUGGAAGUCCUCGGCCUGGAUGGCUGUGUACCCAGGAAAGCCGCCUAAGGGGAGGGAAGGGGAGACGUCUGUUUACAUGCCCGUGGUUUCUCUCGAGACAUCAUGUAGGACAAGU